Daucus carota subsp. sativus is the source of this 1903-nucleotide messenger RNA. Its product is annotated as cytochrome P450 CYP71D313. The transcript has 2 exons. Gene Ontology annotation, molecular function: iron ion binding; monooxygenase activity; heme binding. The record is from RefSeq and is a predicted model, not a curated record. NCBI's taxonomy places the organism in Eukaryota, Viridiplantae, Streptophyta, Magnoliopsida, Apiales, Apiaceae. The coding region runs from base 86 to 1720 and encodes 544 amino acids.
GAUUGUGAUGUCUGUUUGUACUUUUAUACGUGGACUGCAAUACUAGGACAUCAAUAUCAAAGCUUAAUAAGCUUGCUUGCUUCAAAUGAAUCUUCCCAUCUCGGCUAUUCCAAUUUUUGAUUCUUCAGUCUUGAACCUACACUAUCAUGUAUAUAUGUCUUGUGCAUAUCAAACAUAUGUAAUCAUUUCACUCUCUUUACCUGUCAUGGAUCUUCAGUUUCCACUGAUUUUCCUGUCGUUUCUUGUCAUCGUCUUCGUUUUUUUAGCUAGCAGAAGUACCAACACUGCUCGAAAGUUGCCUCCAGGACCUCGAAAACUACCUAUUAUCGGACAUAUUCAUAAAUUACGAGGACAAGUACAACACCGUGUCAUUACUGACCUGUCCAAGAGACAUGGUCCGAUUAUGCACUUACAGCUUGCUGAAAUCUCAGUCAUUGUCGUGUCAUCGUCAUCAUUAGCUAACCAAGUACUGAAAACUCAUGAUCUUGCAUUUGCGGAUCGUGCACAACUCCAAUUGAGCAAGAUAAUUCUGGAGGGUUGUAAAGAUGUUGCAUACAGUAGGUAUGAUGAUUACUGGAGGCAAAUGAAAAAGAUAUGUAAGGUGGAGCUUCUCACUCUCAACAAGGUCACUUCGUUUAGAUCUAUCCGUGAAGACGAGGCAUGGAGCCUUGUGGAAUCUGUUAAGAAUUCUUUGGAUUCUCCUAUCAACCUUACUUACCUGUUUACUUCAUUGGCUAAUUCCAUAGCGUGUCGUGCGGCCAUUGGAGAAAGAAGCAAGUAUCAAGAUGAGUUGGUUCACUUGAUUGAGUCUAUGGCAGCUUCAGGAGGAGGCUUUGAUGUUGCUGACUUGUUUCCUUCUUAUAAACUUCUUCAUGCUUUUAGUGGACUGAAGGCUAAACUGAUCAAGCUUCGGACUCGGGUUGAUGUAAUAUUCUUUAACAUCAUUAAAGAGCAUAAAGAGAAAAGGGCCAAGGCAAAACAGAGUAAUGGCAGGGGAUCUGGGGAGGAGGAUUUGGUUGAUGUUCUUCUGAGACUGCAGGAGGAAAGCAGCUUUGAGUUCCCCAUCACCUCCAGUGACAUUAAAGGCAUCAUAAUUGAUAUGCUUGCGGCUGGGACUGACACUGCUGCGGCUACACUUGACUGGGCCAUGUCUGAAUUGGUAAGAAAGCCUGAAGUGAUGGAGAAAGCACAAUCAGAAGUGAGGGAAGCCUUUAAGGGAAAGGCAAAAAUACAAGAAGUUGAUCUUGAAGAUUUACAUUACCUAAAGCAUGUUAUUAAAGAAACUCUUAGGCUGCAUCCACCAGCUCCCAUGUUACUUCCUAGAGAAUGCCGAGAAGAGUGUCAAGUCGAAGGAUACACUAUUCCAGUAGGGAGCAAACUCUUUGUUAAUGCCUGGGCAAUUAACAGGGAUCCUGAAUAUUGGCCGGAUCCGGACAGUUUUGAACCUAUGAGAUUUGAGAAGAAAUGUGUGGACUACAGUGGGACAAAUAUGAAUUAUAUUCCAUUUGGAGCAGGCAGGAGAUCAUGCCCUGGCAUCACAUUUGGUAUAGCCACUAUGGAGUUACCUCUUGCUCUGCUGUUGUAUCAUUUUGAUUGGAAACCGCCAAACGGGUUAAACCCAGAGGAUUUGGACAUGAAUGAAGUCUUGGGAGCUAGUCUUAAAAGAAAAACCAACUUGCUUCUCACUGCGAUUUCUCGGACUCCAGAUGACUAUACUUAAAACUUGAUCCUUUUGGAUCAAGGGUCUGUAACAGUCUGGAGAUCAUACAUAUUAUACAAUCACAGCUAGAAUUUCACGGUGUGUUUUAGAAAAUGCAAAUGCAUCAAACUUUAAUGUAUAAAUUUUAUUGUAGUUUUGCUAAAUUACUUGAAUAAAUUUGGAUAUGCUGUACAUGAUGAGGAA